GGGUAGGGCAGGCUCGUUACUGGUCGGGUAGGGCAGGCUCGUUACUGCCCUUUACUUCUUCCCACUCCUCACUCACUGCACUUUCACUCAGUAUUUUGUCCAUUUGCCAUUGCCAGAUUCGCUUGUUCUCUUCCAAUUUCUCAAGCACAGAGAAGAAGCGGAAUUCCCUCAUUGCCUCUAGUAAAUGGAAUGCUACGAAAGAAUAGAAAAACCAAAUACUUGCACCGGUCAACUACAGUUUUUAGCUAGAGAAUUGCUGUUAUACAUUUUCCAUAUAUUCAUCUACAUAUUUCUACAGUUGUCUCCGAGGAAGCUAAGGAGUAUGCUGUCGAGGACACAGAAAAGGAAAAAACCCCAGGCUGAAGAGCAGGAGGAAGAAGAAGACCCAGAGCUUGGUACCUCUCUGAGAUCCGAAUCUGAGAUCCAUGAUUCUGAAGUCAGUUCAGAGAUUUGCAAAGAUGUGGCAGUUGUAAGUGUGCUAAACGAGUGUUCAGCAGACUGGGGAUUUGGUUCUUCAAUGGUUAAGGAUAAUAGAUUGAAGGAUCAAUCACAAGCCACUUCCAUAUUUAGGUCUCAAGAUAUGAAUUUUGAGUUUCAGAAGGCAGAUCGGGCACAAAGAGUUCCUCCGGGUGUACCUUUCUCAAAACCUGCCCCGUCCAAAUGGGAUGAUGCUCAGAAGUGGAUAGCUAGCCCGACCUCCAACCGCCAGAGAACUCAAUGUGGGUUGGGGUCAAGAAAGUCAACCAAGCACGUCUCUGAUGUUUCUGAUCGGCGAACGGUUAUCUCUGAGGAACCUGCUGAUACUAAAUGGAUCGAUUCGAACCAGUUUAAGGACAAUGGGGUGCAAAAGUAUGUGAGCUGGGAAUCUGAAUCACAUCCGGUUGCUGAAUCAUAUGGAAAGGAGACACUUGUGAUUGAAAACUGUAUCAGAGAAUCAGCAAUCAAUCUGAGCCAGCAUGACUCGUGUGUUUCCGUCCAUAGUGAGACGGCAUUUGUGCCACUACCUUCAACAGCUAGGUCUGUGUCUAUGAGAGAUAUGGGCACAGAAAUGACUCCACUUGCAAGCCAAGAACCUUCCAGGACAGGAACACCUGUUAGAGCAACAACUCCAACUUGCAGUCCAACAUCAACUCCUCCAUGCUCUUCUGCUCUUCUUGACCACUCAAAUGAUCCUCACGCAAAGGAGCUGUUUGAAAAGGAAUUGCAGAUGAAAACUAGGAAAGAGAUCAUGGCUCUAGGAACUCAACUUGGUAAGAUGAAUAUUGCAGCCUGGGCUAGCAAUGAGGAGGGUGAUGAUAAAAACGAACCCACAGUUGGGGCAGAACAACCUGAUAUUGUCAUUAUGGCUCGAGCAGCAGCUUGGGAGGAGGCAGAGAAUGCAAAACACUUGGCCAGAUUCAAGCGAGAGGAAAUGAAGAUACAAGCAUGGGAGAAUCAUCAGAUAGCUAAGGCAGAGGCUGAGAUGAGAAAAAUCGAGAUGGAGGUGGAAAGGAUGAGGACAAGAUCCCAAGAUGAGGUAAUGAAGAAGCUAUCAUCAGUGAGGCGCAAAGCUGAGGAGAAGAGAGCUUCAGCUGAGGCUAAGAUGAAGGACCAUUCUUCAAAAGCAGAGAAACAAGCAGAAUAUAUACGCCGAACUGGACGCAUACCCUCCUCCUCCUCCUGUUGCUGCUUACGGUGGCGUUUCUUCUAACAUGUAAAAUUGGUAAAUCAAGCGCUUUAGAGUUUGAGUAUCUGCUCUCAAGUAUCAAAUCACUCCUGUAAACUUCACCUGAGAAGUGCUCAUAAAUUGCUGUCUGUUUGGUUCAACUAAGGAAAUGAAUCGGACUGUGAGUUUUAAUAGUGGAGGACGGAGGAAGAAUAGAGUAGAAGGGAGGAGACUAGCAGAUUGGUUUUCAUCAUAAACACGGUAGUACCUGUUUGGCAGGGAAGGAAAAGUAUUUGAACAAUUUAUUUAAUGAAAGAUGACUGAUUGUAACCACAGACAAUAAUCAUACAAUGAAUUUACAUGUUUGAAUGAUAAACGUACAAUGAAUAAUUGAAAUGUUCUUAUAACUAAGAGGCGUGAUCUGCG
Cuscuta europaea is the source of this 2071-nucleotide messenger RNA. Lineage: Eukaryota; Viridiplantae; Streptophyta; Magnoliopsida; Solanales; Convolvulaceae. The record is from the annotation of a GenBank genome assembly.